UCGACGUCGGGUUCGGGUGUGCAGAUCAUUCGUGCUAUAUAUCUACGUAUUCUUGUUUUCCGUGCAAAUAAAAAACAACCGUUUGUGAUCGUGCGACUAAAAAUGAGCGGAAGCAAGGAGCGCGACGAUCUGGAGGAUCAGGAGGAGGAUCAGGCGGGCAAGAAGAUGGAGAUCCUGCUGGAGCUGAACCUCAAGCAGAAAUUGGCCACCCGGCUGGGAACGCUUCUGCUGGCCACGCUGAUCUUUGCCAGCUUUUGCUGGGACAAUGCGGUGGCCAGUUUGACCCUGGGAGCAGUUGUAGCCCUCCUGCUGCGGAAUCCCACCUUUGUCUUUGGCCUGGUGAUGACCACCACAAGGGACUUGAAGGCCCUCCAGCGCUUUGUGGCCCUCAAUAUCUACCUGCUGAGAAGGGAUCGCAGGGGAUUCACCGUGGCCCGAUGUUUCCAGGAACAGGCCAGAUCUCGGCCCAAGAAAGCCUGCUUUGUGAUGGACGAUCGCAGUCUAAGUUUUGCCGAAGCCCUGGAAGUCAGCCAAAGAAUCGCUGGUUACUUCAAGGAUCGUGGCCUCGAAAAGGGCGAUUGUGUGGCCCUGCUGAUGGAGACCCGUCUGGAGUAUCCCUGCAUUUGGUUGGGUCUCUCUCAGCUGGGAGUGAUCACCGCCCUGAUAAACUCCAAUUUAAAAGGAGAUUCUCUGCUGCACUCCAUCAAAGUGGCCAAUGCCAAGGCCUUGAUUGUGGGCAGUGAACUGCUGGAUGUGCUUAAGUCACUAGGAGAACAGGAAGCUCUACAAGAUUUGCCCAUCUAUCAGUACACCGAUGACGAGCUAAGGAAGGUUCCCGGACAUGAUCUUGUCCCGGGAGCUGUGGAUCUAGCCAGUGCCUUGAAGACUCAGAAGAAACUGGAGCUAUCAGCUAAAGCCUCGCCCGAGGAAGCUCGCUCCAAGUUGCUCUAUGUCUACACCUCUGGAACUACGGGUCUGCCGAAAGCUGCUGUGAUCACCAACCUGCGGUUCCUCUUCAUGUCCGCCGGGUCCUUCUAUAUGCUCAGGAUGUUCAGCGACGAUGUGGUCUACAAUCCCCUACCCCUUUAUCAUACCGCUGGCGGAAUUGUGGGAGUGGGCAAUGCCAUACUCAACGGAUCCACGGUGGUGCUGCGGAAGAAGUUUUCGGCCAGGAAUUUCUGGCUGGAUUGCCAACGCCAUAACUGCACUGCAGCCCAAUAUAUCGGGGAAUUGUGUCGCUAUCUUUUGGCCACUCCUUAUAGCCCCGAUCAGCAAAAGCACAACCUACGUCUGAUGUACGGAAAUGGUCUGAGGCCGCAGAUCUGGUCGCAGUUUGUCCGUCGGUUCGGCAUUCCGCAUAUUGGAGAGAUCUACGGGGCCACCGAGGGAAACUCGAAUCUGAUCAACAUCUCCAACCGAGUGGGAGCCAUUGGCUUUGUGCCAGUCUACGGAUCCCGCCUCUAUCCCGUCCAAGUGCUGCGAUGCGAUGAGCAGACGGGUGAGCUGCUCAAGGACUCGCAGGGCCACUGCAUCAGGUGUCAGCCUGGUCAGGCGGGUCUCCUGGUGGGCAAAGUAGAUGCCCGGCGGGCGGUGAGUGCCUUCCAUGGAUACGCGGAUAAGGGAGCCUCGGAGCAAAAGCUCCUGCGAAAUGUCUUCACCACCGGCGACGUCUUUUUCAACUCGGGUGACAUGGUGGUGAGGGAUAUUUUGGGAUACUUUUAUUUCAAGGAUCGCACCGGAGACACCUUCCGCUGGCGGGGCGAGAAUGUGGCCACCCAGGAGGUGGAGGCUAUCAUCACGAACUGUAUUGGUCUCGAGGAUUGCGUGGUAUAUGGGGUACAGAUUCCCCAUGUGGAGGGCAAGGCGGGCAUGGCGGCGAUUGUGGAUCCCGAUCGCAAGGUGGACAUGGAUUACCUAUCCAUUGUUUUGAGGGGCAGUCUACCGCCCUACGCCCGACCCCUGUUCAUCCGACUGCUGGACGAGAUUCCGCGCACUGCCACCUUCAAGCUGAAGAAACGGGAGUUGGCCCAGGAGGGUUACGACAUCAGAGCCCUAAGUGAUCCCAUAUACUAUCUUAAUCGGGAUGGGAUCUACAGAACUCUCAGCCAGGAGCAGUACGAGUCCUUGCGAACGGGAAAGGCGGGACUAUAACACUCCCAAUAACGAUUCCAGCCACCUUUUUGUAUAUAUACAGCUAAACGUUUGUCUGUCUGUCCCAAUGUAUUUUUUUAACGCUUAAACAACGACUGAUACCGAAAUACCAAAAUACCGAAAUACUUA
Messenger RNA from Drosophila takahashii, 2280 nucleotides. RefSeq names its product Fatty acid transport protein 3 (gene Fatp3). Gene Ontology annotation, biological process: triglyceride homeostasis. Gene Ontology annotation, cellular component: endoplasmic reticulum. Gene Ontology annotation, molecular function: long-chain fatty acid transmembrane transporter activity; long-chain fatty acid-CoA ligase activity. Lineage: Eukaryota; Metazoa; Arthropoda; Insecta; Diptera; Drosophilidae. The record is from RefSeq and is a predicted model, not a curated record.